Messenger RNA from Podarcis muralis (Common wall lizard), 1623 nucleotides. The record is from RefSeq and is a predicted model, not a curated record. NCBI's taxonomy places the organism in Eukaryota, Metazoa, Chordata, Lepidosauria, Squamata, Lacertidae.
AUGCCCAAGAGGAGGACGGUCCGCUCGCUGGAAUGGCUGUGCCUGGAGAAUGUGGCUAAAAAUAUCCAGCGCAUCUGGGCCAAAGCUUGUGCAGAAAACCACCAGGAUGGACACCUCGUUCGCUCUGUUGCAGAGCCCUACAUCUGCCUGGCGGGUGCCACUACCGAGAAGGCCCUCUGCCUGGAAGGCAAUCGCUUGAACCGACCGGUCCUGCGCUUCCUCCUGGUGCCGCAGCUGACGGUGCUGAGCUUGAACAUGUGCCCGAGGCUGGUCAUCAAGGCCGUUGCCGACAUCAUCGCAGUGCGUUGCAAGAACCUGUCCUCCCUGGAUAUCAGAGGCUGCUGCCGGAUCCCCGCAGACUCCCUCGUCGACCUGGUGAAAGCUUUGCCGAGCCUCGCCCAACUCAACCUGUCGGACACCCAGUGCAACGCCCAGGUGCUUGCUGCCGUGGGCUCCCACUGCCGGCAGCUUCUUGAACUGGAUGUUGUCGAUUGCAGCAGGCUUUCUCCAGAGUGCCUCCUCCACUUGGCCUACGACCCUGCCACGGGCUCGCUCCGCUCCCCGGCCUUGAAGGUGCUCAGAGCCAGAUACCUGAUGGGUAGACCUCUCCUCCAAUGCAUGGUUCAGCACUUGGUCUUUCUGCUCCUGGCCUUGCGCAGCCUGACGAUCUUGGACCACCCUUUUGUUCUGGAGGCCGUGUGCGCGAUCUACAGGCGGCAGUUUGACAACGUCCCAGUCGCUCCCGAGUUCCCCUCGCUGGAGGAGCUGGCGAGACGCAGGAUGUCCACCCAUAACGGCCACGGGCUCACGCUGACCCUCACAGAAUUGGACGAUGUGGCACUGAGCUGCCUGCCCGCCGCUUUAGCCGUGUGCCCGCACUUGGCUGACGUGACUCUGAUUCUCGAAGGCAACCCUGGCUUUGGCCAGGACUUUGCACCGUGGCGCCACAUCUCCUGCCUGACCCUUGACAACGACAGCCAGUGCGAUGUUGCUGAUCUUCUGCCGAUGGCAGCCGCCCUCGGACCACAGCUCCACUCUCUUUCAUUGAGUGGCUUUCUCUGCGAAGAUGCCUCUUCCUUCUGGACCUUCCUGGGCCACUGCCUGAACCUCCGGAAAUUGGUGGCUAACCUCCCUCCUCCAGCAGUGUGUGCCCCUGACGGCGACGACGACGAUGACGACGAGGAAAUGAUUGAAGACUUGGAGGAAAAUUUCAGCCCCGUGCCUCAUCAAUUCCCCCACCUCCGGUACAUUUUCCUGAUGUACCCUGACUCAGAAGGCCCCCUUCCUUCCCAGCACAAAGCCGUUUUCAGAGCAUGCCUUGUGUCCCUGCUGAGACAUUCGCCGCAACUCGAAAGCUUGCUGCUGGCUUGCCUGCCUUUCUCCCUGGACAGCGUGUUUGAGCAGGUGCUGGAGCCGCCGGCCACAGCCCUGACUCACCUCCAGAAGCUCUCCUUGAUGGAAACCAGGGUGUCCGGAAGCACCAUCCACCUGCUGUUGUCCUCGGAAAACCAGCUGAGCUUCAUCGAUGUGCCGGCUUGCUCACGCAUCUUCAGGGCAGACUAUGACGAAUUCCUCAGGAGAGUCAGGAGUGAGGGUUUCGACAUGGAGAUUUCCUGGGAGUGA